Rattus norvegicus (Norway rat) is the source of this 31811-nucleotide messenger RNA. Lineage: Eukaryota; Metazoa; Chordata; Mammalia; Rodentia; Muridae. The record is from RefSeq and is a predicted model, not a curated record.
CAGGAUCUGGCAUCUCUAAGAGGUGUCAGUCAAUACAGCUUGUCUGGUUUGAGGUGAAUCCUGUUUCCUAUAAACAACUGAAUGGAAUGGAACAUUCAUUUCCUCUAACUUCUGUCUCCCUCUUCUAUUACCCUGUGAUCUCCUUGGCUAGACAGGGAUGUGUGAGAACUCUUAUGCUAGACCAUUUUUCUCCCACAAUCCUUGCAUCUGUGGAGGCUAGACAAUAUGGUUACUUGCCAUGUGAUACCAGAUUCUGUCUACUCUCCACCAUGCUUUGAGGUCAUUCACCAGGUAAUUACAUGGUACUGGGGGAUGAGAGUAUGCCCUAAGAUUAUUGUCCUGAGCCUUGCAUUCUUUUUUUUUUAAGUGACAAUGAAUGAUUUCCUUUUUUUUAUUUUAACUUUUUUUUUAUUAACUUGAGUAUUUCUUAUUUACAUUUCGAGUGUUAUUCCCUUUCCCGGUUUCCGGGCAAACAUCCCCCUAAUCCCCCCCUCCCCUUCUUUAUGGGUGUUCCCCUCCCCAUCCUCCCCCCAUUGCCGCCCUCCCCCCAACAAUCACAUUCACUGGGGGUUCAGUCUUAGCAGGACCCAGGGCUUCCCCUUCCACUGGUGCUCUUACUAGGAUAUUCAUUGCUACCUAUGAGGUCAGAGUCCAGGGUCAGUCCAUGUAUAGUCUUUAGGUAGUGAGCCUUGCAUUCUUACAGAGAUGAAUUUACUGUCACCUGUGAUCACCGUGUCAAUUCUUUGGUCUGUGUCACUACCCCACAGUAGUGUGCGGGCUGUCAGAGAUCAAGCGGACAGAAAACUCUAGGAACUUGGCCUACAUGACCAUGAUUGAUUGUUUUAUUACAUGUCAUUUCUCCCCACUUUGGAAGUGAUCCAUUCAUACAGCAGAGGUCCCCACUGCUCCAAAUACUCUAUGUGGUCUGAACAUUGCACAAUGAAUUAAGUGGGACAGAGUGUUUGACUCUUAGUCUUCUAGACUGCAGCUAGAAUGUCCAAAGAAUCCUGCACACCUAGAACCUCCAUGCAUGGGCUUCCUAUAAAUACAGGUAACUAACAAGUUUUUAAGAAUUACUUUCACCCUGAUUUUCCAUUCACUUAUGCAUCUGUUAACAACUUGCUAGUUGCUGCUCUUUACUGAAAUAGAAACCGAGGGUAGGUAAGAAGCUCAUGUGCAGACUUUGCUUUCCUUCUGUCUUUUGCAGCAGGUGUGAACAGCUCUAGAAGGUAUUCUCUCUUGCUACAGACCUCUGGCAUCAGGAUAAUUUUUUGUACAAGUAUUGCAGCUCUUGUGUAGGUCAAAGAAGUUAGGACUCCUUAGCCCUUGACAUCAGACAGUGUUCAAGGUAUUCUAUAGUCUCAAAAGCCAGGACCCCUCAGUCCUUACCACUGGCCAGGUUUAUAGCUCUUUGGACAGGGCUGAUGAGACCACUGGUUAUGAAGAUCGGAGAGCUCUGUUACUCCUUUGGUGACUAUCCCCUGUAUUUCUCUCCUCUGGCUUGUUACAGCUCCUUCUUCUGCUUUAGUCUCAGUUCUCUACCUUCUUUAACUGCACUUCUCCCUGCCUUCGUCACUUGACCUGUUCAGCUGUGUUUUUUGGCUGCCAAUGUAUCAGAUGGCUUGCCAUGCCCUCAGCUUGGCCUGCCUACUGCUCAGCUGUUGCCCUUAUUAUUCUCCCUUUAUUGUGACCAGUGUGGCUGCCUUACUGGAAACUGGUACAAAAUUGACCACCUGGGCAAUGAUGGCUUUUAUUGCAACACCAGGGAGGUAGCACAGUGUCUCCCAGUAACUGCUCAAAAGAGCUUGGACAACUUGUCACAGUCCUUGCCUCUAGCACCAGUCUCAGUAGGCCUUUGAGUAACUGCUCUGGCUCUGGCCAGGUAGAAAUGGCUGCAGGAUAACUGAAGUUCACUGAAGUCUCAGACAGGUAAAAGCUGCACUACCCACCAUUUCAACAGCCCUGGAUGAGCCCACAUUUUCAGGAGGUAGACCAAUCUUCCUGCAGCUUCCUCAAAAGAUUCCUGAAGACUCAAGGUGGCCAGUGUGUGCCUGUGGGUAGACUUGGCUGGCCAUGACUGACAGUCCUUUUGUUUAAGGCAGCUAGGGCAGCACAGGGAAGGCAAACAAGUGCCAAUCAGAUGGUCAGACUGUUCCAUCUCUUGUCACUUUUGCUUAUUUACAUAAAGAUGAAUGAACAUGAGCAGUGCUUGGAAUAAGAAUUUAAAGAGCUUACCAUUCAUCCCGACAGCGAUUUUUAACAGUGCUUAACCCCGUCUGUGCCCUAGAGAGGUGGAUGGGUGACCCGUCUCCAAGUGGGUCGUUGAAAUCUUUCCAGUAGCUGCAUGGUUAUUUCCAUGUGGUGCUGAAGUGUUCAUUCAACUUGCUUAUAACCGCCCCCCAAUCUGUUCUCUAUUGAGAUCCCUAAAACAGUGCUGAUUAUACAGUACAAAAUAAAUAUCUUAUAGUGUUGCUCUCUCCCCUUUCCUUACUGACAGGCUUUUCUCUUGAAAUAAAUCUUACCCAUCCCUUUCUUCCGUAAGUGUUUACUGGGGCCUUGCUAAGGGCCUGGUAUCCCUCCAGGCUCUGGGAGGGCUCCUGCUUUCUUCCUUGUUGCUGGGAUCCAGGACCAUCCUGCCCUACUUUUCUUUCCAUGGCCCACUUACUCCUAAAAAAAAUUUAACAAUCUUAAGAGUUGUUACAUUCCCUUAAUUAAAACCCAACUGAUGAGACCAAGCUUAAAACCUUAUAAAUCAGAAUGUCUUAAACAUAUACAGCCAGAAGAUCCUAUUUUAAUCAAGUGUAAUAUAACUGCUCCCAUAUGCUUUGGGUAUGUUAAGAACACAAGUCUUUCCUGUGUGCAUAUCUAAGUCUAUGGGAAGCACUGCUAUUGAUAGUUCUAAUUCUUUAUCUCUGAAAAACCUCAUUUUUGUCCUUUUCUAGAAGUGCAUUUAUUUGCCCCCAAAGAGGAUUAUCUUCUUCCCAGGUAAAUUAAAUUCACAGCCUCUGGCUGAUAGAUUCCUAGAAAAAGUUCCUGCUCUCAACUGUGGAUUGAAUCCAGGACCUUGUUCUAAUACUGAACUAUAGUGCCAGCUACCUUUCCACACCUCCUUUUUUUUCUUUUAAGACAACACUUCCCAGGAUAUUUCCAUACAGCCCCUCAUGCUCCAAUGUGACUUAAAUGAAAGCUGGUGUUUGUAGAUCAGUUCUACUUCUGACCAAGUUCAGUCACUACGUUAACAAGAUUCAGAUACAAGUUCUCCCAAGGCUCUUGAGGCAGGGUGUUAUGGUUUGUAUCUGUUUGGCCAAGGGUGUAGCACUAUUAGGUGUGGCCCUGUUGGAGUAGGUGCAUCACUGUGGGUGUGGGCUAUAGGACUCUUGCCAUAGCACCUGGAAGGUAAUAUUCUGCCAGCAGCCUGCAGGUGAAGAUGUAGAACUCCCAGCUCCUGUUGCACUGUACCCUUUUGUAGAGGGAUACACAGAACUUCAAAAACUAAAUCCUACACAUACCACAUUUACCUCUUUGCUAAAAUACCUAAUUGCUAUCUUUUAAGUUUGAAAUAGCUUAGUAAUUAAAGUAGCACAUGCAGUUUUGUCCAUAGGACAUGCAUGCGUGCGUGUGUGCGUAUGUGUGUGCAUUUGCCCUAGAAAUCAAGUCUAAGGCAUUAUACAUGCUAAGCAUUGUAGUUAUGCUCUUACAUAAGUUCUUCCUCUUAGUUCCAUGCUCCCAGAAAUAAGACUCAGACUCAAAAUAUAUUUACAAACACCUUGGACAUAUAGCUAGGCUCUACUCUGAACAGAUCAGGACAAAAAUAACCCAUUUACAUUCUGUCACAUGGCUCAUUACCUAUGCUAAGAUACCAUGUGUCCAUCUUGUCACGUCUCCCCAGUGAAUCACCCCACCUCCUUUCUCCUCCCAUGCCCAUCUUCUGUUUCCUGCCUAAGCCAUAGGUCAUUGGUUUUUGAAUUGACAGGUGAUUCAUCCAUACAAUCAAUACACAAGCUGUUCGUUCUACAGUCAGUCUAACAUCAAGAUGGCUCAGUGAGUAACAAAUCUGCUAAGCUAGCUGGAGGACCUGAGUUUGGAUUCCCUAGCUGUAAUGUAAGAAAGUUAGGUUCAACAGUGUGUGCUGAGAGUCAGUCCUGAGGGGGAGGAAUGAGGGAUGACAGAGGAGCCUGCUUCAAAAAAACUAGCCAACCCAUUUCUGCAUCUGCCCUUGGUGUGGGACUCAAAGGAAUGAAACCCAACCUUGGGGGUUGGUGUGUUGCAGUGUGUGUUUUGGGAGGACAACUUUCUCUGAGACGGUUUUCAUUGAAACGGCUCUUUUAUUGGGGAUAGCAAGAGCUAUAUUAACCUUGGGGGCUGGGUGGAGCUUUUCAGGGUGAGUGUAAUUAUUGGUUGGUAAUGCUUCAUUUGCAUGAAGAGAAAUUUCAGGUGCUUGCUGGACAUGCCCUUAUAGGGAGAGUGGAAGUUAAACCUGUAAUUUUGUCACCAGGCUACCUGUACUACUUCAAAGAUGGCAGAGGUAGGGGUUGCAGGGCUGACAUGCAUUGGGAUGCGUCCAGUAAGGGCCAGAGCAAGGAGGAAAACAGUCCUACUCCUGGUAGCCUUAAGAUGAGAUUUUCAGGGUUGGACAGGUCUCCAUCUUAACCCUGCUCCAGAACGGUUCCUCUAGUCACAAUGCUUUCUGGUCCCAUGGAGAGUGAUAAGGCAUGCAUAUUAACCUCUAGCCUUCACAUUCAGUGUACAGACAUAGGCACAGGAACCUACAUAUGCACAAUUUUCAGGAGCUCAUGGCUUUCCAGACUUCACGUACUUAAAGAUCAACAACUACCAAUUACAGUCAUGCUUUUGAUAUGCAAAUUAGCACACAGAGAAAUCUAUGCCUUUCUCACUAGAUCCUUUGUCUUUCCAGCAGGCCAGAAAUUUUCACAGCAUCCUAUAUUUGGAGGACAAAAGAGCUUCCACCUUUCCUGAGUUUUCUUUAUUGCCAAUGCUGGGAACAGCUUCUUAGACAUUGGCUAUGGCCAAUGGAAAACUCAUGCUAACAUCUACAUACUAGGCACAUACAGGUGAACGAGACAUGGAGAUCUAUGAGGAAAUGACACUGUGGCUCUUACUGCUUCCUGAAAUCAAAAUCAUGUGGAUAUUAACAGCUUAUGCUGUUCUGUUGGACAACAUCCCUAUUUAGGUUUUUAACAUAUUGACUACAACGCUUCUUUCUCUCCUUGUCUUUUAAUACUUAUGUGGCUCAAAAUCCUUAUGUUAAGGCUAUAUGUAUCCUUUUCCAAGACUGCUGUCAAUCAGCACUAUAUAAAAUUAUGUACAUAAACUGUUUUCAUAUAAAUGCAUUUGCUAGCUAUUGAUACAAUCAUUUAAUAUUGCCACAAAUAUAUUUAAUUAUACAAGGCACUACAUUUCUCAUAUAACUAAAUACCAUGUCAUGUCCAUAGAUUUGUCACAAAGCUAUCCUGAAAGGUGGACUGUCACCAGUGAGCAAACUGGGUCUAGUCUCCUCCAGGAACCACUAAAGCAGGGGGCUAUUCAUUGUGAAAUUCUCAGUGAUUUAUACUUCAUUCCACCAAUUCUCUCGUAACUGAAGGUAUCUAGAAAUAUAAAGAUUAAAAAUGUCAGCCAGGGCUCAGUGGGUAAAGUGUUCUGCCGAAACAUGAGGGCCUAAGUUUGAAUCCUCAGCACCUACAAAAAAAAAAAAAAAAAAAAAAAAAAAAAAAAAAAAAAAAAAAAAAAAAAAAGCUAGGUGUGGUGGACAUGUAAUCUUAGUGCUGAAAGAGACAGGAAGAUCCAAGGGGUUCAUUGGCCAGCCAGGCUAGCCAAACAACAAGCUUAAGGUUCAGCAAAAGGUCCUAUCUCAAAACAUGAGGUACACAACAAUAGAGAAGACCUAAAGCCAGCCUCCGGCUUCAACGUGCACACUCAUGCCCUGAUCCAAAAGUGUGAACCAUACAAGAAGGCAAGGAACCAACUGUGUCUCUGUUCACAAAACUGGGUUCCCUACCUUUCCUUACUAAUUUCCAUCUGCCUGGGGCCAGCCCAAUUCCUGGGAAAAGAUACCUAGUAUCUUUGAGUAGAUUUAAGAAAGAGAUAGUGGAGAAAAAUCACAGCUAUCCCCCUCCCCCAUCCCCAGCGCCUAAACCCCCAAGACCACCAUUUACAGUCAGUUUCUUUUCUUUUUAAAAAUUUGCCUUUACUCUUUGGAAGCAAUUGAGUUUUGAGAUAUAUUUUAAAUUGUUUCAUUUCCAAAACUUAAUUCAGCUACAACAUUCAGGGGCAAUCGACCCAUCUGAUAAUCAAUAAAUAACAUUUCAAUGUUGUUUUAAGAAAGGCAGCCCAGCACAAAACCAGUAUUGUCAGCAACCAGGACAACUCUCAUUUCCUGACAAACUAUUGUAAAUAUCUCUAGUUCUAAAAAGGAAAGCACCCACACACAAAAAAAUUGAAGCAUUUUGGAUAGUUUGGACAGCUCAUUUUCAAAACAAAGAAGUUCAUGUUCCCCAUACCUCCCAGCUAUCCACGUGGCAGAAGUUAGUGGAGGUGAACAACUCUAUGGUUCUCCUCAUGUUGUGUCUGUUGGGCAAAGUGGGUAUCUGGUGGGUCAUAGAAAGAUGGGGCCACACACUUCAUCAGCUGGCUGUGUGAUCUCAAAAGAGCCAUGCAACCCUCCUGAACACCUUUCCUUUGCUCACCUGUCCAAUUCAAUUAAAUAAAGGCUAUAUUUUUAAGACAUCCUUAACAGAAGAACGAAGAAUUAGACCAGUCACCUUAAGGCUCACUGCCCAAAGGCACUUCAACAUUAAUAAAAAAAAAAAAAAACAAACAAAACAAAAAACCUGAACAAAAUGAAUGAGCUCAUUCAGUAUCAUCACUAUGCGAUCUGUGUCGGUUAGGUAAAGACUAAAAGACCCAGGGGCCUUUGCUACAGGACUCUGUGCUCUGCAAACAGCUUAAGUGCACCUUAAAGUACAGAGGGAGUAACCACAUGACCUUGACCUGUGAGGGUGCAGGGAGGAACCUAGGGCUGUGUGAAGAGCAUUUCAAGUUACUACAGAAGGAUUAUUCCCACCAUUUCACCAGCACUGUUAAAACAAACGAGUGUUCCCCAGACGCAGGUCAUUUCUGUUCUGCUUCUUUUAAAAUUAUUUUUGUCUUGUUUCUGUACGUGUGGAGUUUUUUUUUCCCCCCCAAUGGCUGAUUUAAAAAUCGAUCUAAAAGAUAGCCUUACCGGUACAAGUACGAUUGUUAUUAUAUACAUAUUUAUUUGCCAACUCAAAACUCAUUUCCAGUUUCGAAUGUUCGAAUGCUAAAGAGCUGACCAAAACAGGCAGGAAUAAUCGACUUCGACGUCGGUAGAAAUAUAUUCUACUAAAGUUACGUGGGACAGGCACUUUCUACAGCGUGCGGAGAGGGCUCUAAGCUCCUAACAUAAAAAAUGGAAAGGUGGUUACUGAGCUUCCAAGAAAUGAUGUGUGAGGCACUCUCACCUCCAACCCGGCUCUUCCCAUAGACAGGGAGAGGAGCUGCGAACUCACGUGAGACUGCGCACCCGGCUUACCUGUGCCAACUACACCUAGGCACCCCGAUGUGCAACCCUGGAAAGAAACAACCCUGGAAAAGCUAGUGUGAAAAACGGUGCACUAUCCUGCCCGCUUGCAGCUGUACCCCUACGUUGGGGGAUCCAGGACAGUCCGGAUCCUGACACGGACGUCCCAGGAUCACAACGUCCUGACCCAGGAGUGGCUCAAAACAGCGCGGAGAACGCCGGGACGACAGGCCAGCAUCCCUGACAGCCCCGAGCAUGCGCACUGUGCCUUGCGUGCCGAGGGCGGUUCCCCACGGCGGACGUCGCUACGUAGGCGUAGGAUCCCCGUGGGGAGGAGGGCGAAGACUCCAUCCGCCAUGUUGGAUGCCGCAGAUUCGCCAUAACCUCUCCGGCUCUUUCCCUAAAAAAAUAAAAAUAAAGAGCGAAGUUUCCUCAGGGUGUCCGACCUUCUCGCUCGGCACGGGAGGGAGCCAGGAAGAGCCCGAGGCUUUUUUUUCCUCCGUCGUGGGGGCGUUGCCAUGGAGACGCGGGCGGCAGAAAACACAGCCAUCUUCAUGUGUAAAUGCUGUAAUCUUUUCUCGCCAAAUCAGUCAGAACUCGUGACCCACGUUUCUGAGAAGCAUGGGGAAGAAGGGGUCAAUGUGGAUGAUGUCAUCAUUCCCCUCAGGCCUCUGAAUACUCCAGAAAACCCCAACCCAAGCAAGGGUGGAGAUGAGUUUUUGGUUAUGAAGAGAAAGAGAGGCAGGCCUAAGGGUUCCACAAAGAAGCCCAGCACUGAAGAGGAAGUAGUAGAAAACCUCGUGAGCCCCAUUGAGGAUGGUCCCCUGGCUCCAGAAGAAGGGAGCAGACUGGCCCCUAGCAGCUUGGAGUGUAGCAAGUGCUGCCGGAAGUUUUCCAACACGCGCCAGCUGCGAAAGCACAUCUGCAUCAUUGUGCUGAACCUGGGUGAAGAGGGAGAUGCAGGUAACGAGUCAGACCUUGAUCUAGAAAAGACAUACAAAGAAGAUGAUCGAGAAAAAACUUCAAAAAGACCCCGGGCUCAGAAAACAGAGAAAGUCCAGAAGAUCUCAGGAAAAGAGGCAGGGCAGCUUUCUGGAGCGAAGAAACCUAUCAUCAGCGUGGUCUUAACUGCUCAUGAAGCAAUUCCAGGUGCUACCAAGAUUAUUCCAGUGGAGGCUGGGCCCCCUGAAACAGGAGCACCCCCUCCCGAGACCACUGCAGCAGACCUGGUGCCACGGAGAGGGUACCAAGAAUACGCCAUUCAGCAGACCCCAUAUGAGCAGCCCAUGAAGUCAAGCAGGUUAGGUCCCACCCAGUUGAAGAUCUUCACUUGUGAAUACUGCAACAAGGUGUUCAAGUUCAAGCACUCACUGCAGGCCCACUUGAGGAUCCACACUAAUGAGAAGCCAUACAAGUGCUCCCAGUGCAGCUAUGCCAGCGCCAUCAAGGCUAACCUCAAUGUUCACUUGCGCAAGCACACUGGAGAGAAGUUUGCCUGUGACUAUUGCUCCUUCACCUGCCUCAGCAAAGGCCACCUCAAGGUACACAUUGAGCGAGUACACAAGAAAAUCAAACAGCAUUGCCGCUUCUGCAAGAAGAAAUACUCAGAUGUCAAGAACCUCAUCAAGCACAUCCGGGACAUGCAUGACCCACAGGACAAGAAGGUCAAGGAGGCCUUAGAUGAGCUACGCCUAAUGACGAGGGAAGGCAAGCGGCAGCUGCUUUAUGACUGUCAUAUCUGUGAGCGCAAGUUCAAGAAUGAGUUAGACCGAGACCGCCACAUGCUGGUUCAUGGUGACAAGUGGCCCUUUGCUUGUGAGCUCUGUGGCCAUGGGGCCACUAAAUACCAGGCCUUGGAACUGCAUGUCAGGAAGCAUCCCUUUGUGUAUGUCUGUGCUAUAUGUCUCAAGAAAUUUGUCAGCUCAAUCAGGCUGCGCUCCCAUAUCCGAGAGGUGCAUGGGGCGGCCCAGGAGACCUUGGUUUUUACUAGCUCCAUCAACCAGAGUUUCUGCCUCCUGGAGCCUGGUGGGGAUAUCCAGCAGGAAGCCUUGGGAAACCAGCUACCACUGGCAGCUGAGGAAUUUGUGUGUCCAGAAAUUGAUGUACGUAAGGGGGAGGUUUGUCCUGGGGAAGCUCAGCCUGAGGUGGGGCUGAGGGAGUUGGAGGCCCCUGGAGAAGCAUGUGCCCCAGCCGUGCCCUUGGCCAACCCCCAGAGUGUCAGUGUUUCCCUGUCCCCCUGCAAACUGGAAACCACUGUGGUCAAUUCCGACCUCAACUCUCUUGGAGUGGUUUCAGAUGAUUUUUUACUGAAAACUGAUACCUCUUCUGCUGAGCCUCAUGCUGCUGCUGAGCUAACCUCGGACACACAGCAUCGAGGCUCAGCCCAGACUCAGGGUGAAGAAGUCACACUGCUGCUGGCCAAGGCCAAAAGUACUGGACCAGACUCAGAGAGUCCUCCAAGUGGAGGGCAGAAUGUGGGUGCUCUGCCAGCCAGUGAAUCUGACUCUAACAGGUGUCUCAGGGCAAACCCAGCAGAGACCUCAGACCUCCUUCCUACAGUGGCUGAUGGAGGAGACCUCGGUGUGUGCCAGCCUGACUCUUGCACGUCGUCCUCUGAGCACCACCCUGGCAGCACAGCAUUCAUGAAGGUCCUAGACAGUCUCCAGAAGAAGCAGAUGAACACCAGUCUUUGCGAGCGGAUCCGGAAGGUUUAUGGAGACCUGGAGUGUGAAUACUGUGGCAAACUUUUUUGGUACCAAGUGCAUUUUGACAUGCAUGUCCGCACCCACACCCGGGAACAUCUGUAUUAUUGCUCCCAGUGUCACUACUCUUCCAUCACCAAAAACUGCCUUAAACGCCAUGUAAUUCAGAAACACAGUAACAUCUUGCUGAAGUGUCCCACUGACGGCUGUGACUACUCGACUCCAGAUAAAUAUAAGCUACAGGCCCACCUUAAAGUUCACACAGAGCUGGACAAAAGGAGUUAUUCUUGUCCUGUAUGUGAAAAAUCUUUUUCAGAAGACCGAUUGAUAAAGUCACAUAUCAAGACUAAUCAUCCAGAGGUCUCCAUGAAUACCAUUUCUGAGGUUCUUGGGAGAAGAGUCCAGCUCAAAGGGCUAAUUGGAAAGCGAGCCAUGAAGUGUCCGUAUUGCGAUUUCUAUUUCAUGAAGAAUGGCUCAGACCUUCAGCGGCACAUCUGGGCUCACGAGGGUGUGAAGCCCUUCAAAUGUUCUUUGUGUGAGUAUGCAACUCGUAGCAAGAGCAACCUCAAAGCUCAUAUGAAUCGUCACAGCACUGAGAAGACUCACCUCUGUGACAUGUGUGGCAAGAAAUUCAAAUCCAAAGGGACAUUAAAGAGUCAUAAGCUCCUUCACACAUCUGAUGGGAAGCAAUUCAAGUGCACGGUGUGUGACUACACAGCUGCCCAGAAACCACAGCUGCUGCGACACAUGGAGCAGCAUGCCUCCUUCAAGCCCUUUAGCUGUCAUAUGUGGAGUUUACUUUGUGCUCCCUCUUUCCAUAAUCAUGGAGUUUCUCUGUGUUUUGGAAACCAAGUCAAGGAAGAGUGUUCAAGAGGAUGCAGACAGAAAAGAAGGCAUGCACUUCCCACUCAAAGCUUGAGUCUGGGCUUUGGUCAGAGACUAUUUUCUGGCCUGGAGAAUUUCCUUGAGCAUACUCAUGAUGCUCAUGUUCCUGACUGAGUUGGGUUUUCUGUUUAUCUUUGAUGAUGCCUUCAUUUGUACGCAGUAUUCUGAAGGCAGAGGCAGGAGGAGCAAGCACCGUCAGGUGAAGGCUAGCCUGAUUUAUACACUGAUCUACAUGCUGAUCUGUGUACAGACUGAGCCACAGAUUGAAUCUCUGGGGGGACAUCAUGACAAGAUACUUUUUCUUUGCUCUCUGUCCGUCACUGGUUUGAACCAGUCUGUAAUGGGUCUUUUUCUUCAGGCUGACUCAUGUCUUUUCUGCCCUAUUUUGUUUUUGUCUUAUGAACACUGGGAAUCAGGGUACCCUUUGUGUGUACCAGACUUGCAGGUGGUGAAUCCUUGGUCUGUAGGUGGUGUCUUUCAUCAGCUGGACGGUCCUCAGCCAUUGUCUCCUGUACUAUUCACCUCAUUACUUUCUUGCAUGUCCCUUUCCUAAGAAAGGCAGUAAGAUCCCCUUACUCGUCAGAUCUCUCACCUCCUUCUCUUUCUCUCUGUCUACUUCUAUCUCUUUGUGUUUCAGUUAUUUUUCUUGGCCUUUCUUCAAGCUCAUUAGGUUUUACCUGCCAUUCGGAAGAUGAUCAAAUCAAGGGUUUUAAUGGUUACAACUUCCUAGCAUUUUCAUUUGGUUCAAUUGGCUUUAUUUUUUGCCCAGUUUUUCCAUCUGUCCCAGCAAGUUCUCUCUGUCUUCCCAGAGCCUUUCACACAUACUUAUUUUCACAUUUCAUUCUGGCAGCAUCAACAUAUGGAAUCUAUAUAUCAAUCUCACCCCCAUUUUGAGGUUACAUUGCCUUGCUUCUCUCUACAUAUAUCAGAAUAUUUAAUAGAUCAAAUACUAUGUUUCAAUAAAUAAUAAAGUCUGUGGUAAAUGUUGUUUGAUAUCAGAAUCGUAAGUGAUUUCGAUGUGGAGUAUUGGGUAGAAGAGACAAUGAAGCAAUCCCAGCUGCUCUCAGGAGAGCUGGCUUAAUGGUUGGUGUAUGAGAACUUGACUUCAUGAGUUCCUGACAACCUGGCUGGUAAGAACUUGCUCUGCCUUCCCUGUACAAGAGAGAUGACUUAUCUUGGAGAAGUGUCUUCCUUCCUGGAGCUUGGGUACAUGUUAGGAAGAACAUGCCCAUGUCAGCAGUACCCAUCCCAAAAUGUGCAGGUGCUGAAUCUCUGAAAAAUCUCUGAUUGGCAUCAGUAUAUUUGUUUAAAGGAGUAUGACUAUGUUCCCUAUGACCAUAUUGGAAGAAAAUUCUUACAUGUUUGCUCCUGGUUUCUCUUGACUUUGCUGCAUGUUUAUCUUAUCUUGUCUGACAUUGCUCUGUCCUCUUUUUCAAUAAUUGGUUUUAUGAUGAGUCUUCUGGGGCCUCCCAGUGAGUCUGUAAACUUGCAUUCAUUUCUUAGGGCCCUCCAACUCAGAGAGCAGUGAUUCUAGUAUGUAGUCCAGCUGGGUCCAGAGCAGUUCCUCUGUCUGCAGAUAUUCUGGGAACACAGUCAGGACUUUGCUUCCUGUAAGGUUAAGCUUCUGAACCCCAACACUCCUGGGCAUUACCAAGCUGCUGGAUCUCUAACCAUGAAGCUGUCACCUUCCAGGUCUUCCCUGAUGCCUUCCUAGAGUGACUGCCCAUUUCAUGUUCACGUUGGCCCUGUCCUAUCCAUGCCAGACCCAGAGGAACUCUCACCUGAUGUCAGGAGAGAGGAGAGUGAUUGAGGAAAUAGCCAGCUGCAGACAGAUGUGACAGAUUGAAGGUUACCCACCGAGUACUCGGGCAGCAUUUUUGUUACAGUUUUAUCUACACAGACUUACUCACACUAGGACAGGGAAGACCCUGAUUCGUGUCCUUUCACAAGCACCCGUGGGAGAAGCACCAGUGUGCAACUGGAAGAAAGCCCUGUGUCUUAGAGCAAGGCCUGUGCUCAUGUGCGUCCAUACUGCCUUGGAAUCCAGCUCAGUCAUGUACUGGGUGAUCUUGGGCAAGUCCUGUUACCUGUUGCUUAGGAAGAGAAGCAGUAUAUGGGCUACCUCUGUACAGAACAACAUUAGCAAGAAACUAAGUGACAAGGACUUGCCACACAAUUCUCAGAUGUUUGUAUCUGUUUUUUCUCUGCCUUCUUCCUGGUCGCAGUAAACUUGCCUUGACUGUGCAUAUACUCUGUCCAUCAUGGUCCCAUUACUCAACAUUCUUAGUAUCUGAGACAGGCUCCAACUGUUCUUAGAGUCAUAGUCACAUGUCCUCUUGGUUUGACAAUUUCCUCAAUGGUGGCUCUAACACAUAUACAUGCCCUGGGCAGAGAGAACCGUUCAUCAGGUGCAUGGUCCAUUUACAAUGCUUGUGAACAUCUAGGCGUGUGCUCCUCAUCAGCCCCACCCCUUCCCACUGGACCUAUUGUCCGUGCUUUCCAGUUCUGCUUCCUGGCAAAGACCAGGCUCUGUACUUCCCCAGCAUUCUCUCCCCGUCGAUGCUGUCCACCAGUGCUUUUCAUCACACUGAGACAUGUCACGAGGGCUCAGUUUAGCUCUAUCCUCUAUAGAGUUUCAAGGUCACCAAGAAUCUCCUGGCCUCUAGAGAAUAAGUGUUUUUUUAAAAAAUGGUCUGUGAGUUGUGCAAGUCUGCAAAGAAAAAUUCAUUCUAAAGUCAGCAGUUUUGAAAUAUGUACCUUUUGGAAACUGUUCAGGGUGGCUGAAUGCUGACCCAUCUUUAUUUAGCUUCCUCUGUUUCUGACACUGUGUGACCUUCUUGGCCAUUGGCCCUUCCGUUUUUGUGGUCAGAAAGCCCUUAGAUAUAGCUGAGGUUAGGAAUUGACCCUUCACCUUGACAACACACUGUCAAAUUUAUAUUUGAUGUGUUUGAAUGCAGUUGAAAACUUGACAAUCAAUGCCACAAAGCCCAAGGAAUCUAUUGCUUUAUUGCAGUUGAAAAUUUGCAUAGCCACAGCAUUGUCACAAAACUGAUGACAAGAAGACCUUAAUCUCUAAUCUCAUUACCACUGAUAAACUUCUAACUGUUCCCUGUGGAGUACCUCAUACCACUGCUCAACAGUAAGAACUUUCAGGGGCAAAGUAAAGGCAACGAAGUCUUUUCUGGGUCUUUUGAUGCAAUGUACAUGAGAUGAUCUGGGAACCAGACCCUUCUCUGUCAGGCAGUGUGCCAGAUGCACAGGCUUCUGGGCUGAGCCCAGGCCCCUGUUUGCCAGGUUCAUAGGCUUUUGCAGAGCCAAAAGUGCAAGAAAAAUAAUAGCUGUUGUAUGGUGUAUUAGGUGAAAGUUAUGUCCUAGGUCUGUGGGAACUCAGAAGACCAGCACAACCAUCAUUCCAAUUAUAGUUUUUAAUUCUUAUUUCAGUCAAGUUAAGAUUAUAGUACCCUAAUGCUUAAAACCCAUAUUUUUAGAAACCUGCAACAGAAAGAUUCUCCAUUGAUUGAUUACCACAAGUCAAAGGGAAUUCAAGCAGCACUCAGAGAAGGAACAUAUAAAAGGGUUCAGUGUCCACAAAUCCAUCAGUGUACUGAGGUGUAUUGUAGGUUUACAUGUGGGGAAAAUUGAGGUGUAUGUGAUUUGCAUAGCUGAGAAAUCCUGGUCGAGCUGUGGUACCUUGUCUCUGGAUGUUCUGAAUGUGCUCAGAGAUUGCCUGAGAGGCCAGAGUGCCUGUCCAGAGAGGGCUGCUCUGCUCCGUGGUGUGACUUCAUCCUUAUGGAGAGACCCUCCUAUUUGGCAAAGUGUUGGCCCUAGAAAGGUUUUCUUGCCUAGGAAUCUAAGGCAAGAAAAUAAUUUCAUAAUAGUGGCUUACCUGUCAUCAUCCAAACUGAAAGAGACAGGAACAAUGGCAGAAAUGCUAGACUUUCAUCCUGCAUGUACAGUUACCUCGUAGGUCCAAGUUGUAGAGUUUUAACAAAAGCAGUUUUUAAGCGCCUGAAUUUUCAUAGUGAAAUAAAUUCUAAAGGCCUUUGCGAUGUGAAUACAGCAAGCUAUAGUGAGCUAUGUAUGUAGAAGGCAAGGGGCAUCUGAACACAUGAGAAUACAUAUGCAACAUUGGACAAAGAUAGUGUGCAGGAUGAAAUCAGCCAAGGAGAUUCCUGUUUAAAUAAUUUACUCCUUAUUUUCCUUCUAACCCUUGUAAGGAAGGGAGUAGAAGUAAAGAGAUAAUCUUGAGUAAAUAGAAUAGAAGACAAAAAUUUGCAAGCAGUUCAAAUUACAAGUGCCCGUGAGUGAUCUCACUCAGUUGUCUGGUGUUGCUGUAGAAAUUGUUUUAUAUGCACACUUUAAUUUGCCCUGAAAACCCUUCAAGGCAAGUAUUAUAUCUCCAUUUUAUGGAUUGUAAGGUUAAGGCUCAGAAUCCGAUGAAGGGACAUGAGUUACGAGUAUGCGGCACAGGAUGCUGACUGAGUUAGUAGCUGGAACACUUAACAGGUUCAGUGGAAACCACAGAAUUCAGGGGCAGCAGGUGAGGACUAUAUGUGAAGUUUCUGUGGCAGUAUCUGAGCUUGAAGGGCAGUAAGGUCUCUGAUACUGCACUCUUUUCUCUGUUUCCUAUGAGUGUGGAGAUGUGUGUGGGAGGAAGAAAGGACAUGUGUACUGGGUGGAGCCUGUGCUAAACCUUUCCUGUUCAGUUCUGUUGUACCUUAGAGUUUUAAACAUCUCUGGAAAAUAUGGAAACUGGAUAGGUUUAAAUUAAUGUCCUAUCUAUCUAUGAGUAUGCAGUAUAUUUUCUGGAAAUAUUGCAUUUUUGACAUCACAAGUGAUUACAAUAUUAAUAAUAAUAACAACAAGAAAAUAAAAUCAAUAACCAGUUAACAUUAAAGAAUCUUCUAAGCUCUUGCACCAAAAUGCAAUUAGUGUUGAUUGAUUUACUGUUAUUUAUUGUGAUGAGUUAAUUGCCUCAAAGCAAGCUGGCUUUGAACUUGUGGUACCCCACAUCUUUACAAUAUUUAUUCUUUUAAAUUGUUUAAUUUCUCUCUGGCCUUAUUUGAAAACUGAGCUAGCUUUGUGCUUAUUAUCUGGUAUGAAGGUCUGACUCCUGCUCUUUGGAUAGUGACCCUGGGAGUGGUUUUGUUCCUGCCACAUUUGAUCCACAGUGGAACUGAGUACCAGCUUUGGAUGAUGGGAAUUCUUAAAAGAGACAAAAGCGUUAGCAAAACUUUUAACCCUUGACUCGGUAAUCUUGUCUUUGAGACUCCCAGCACAACACAAAGCUUCUCCCAUGCAAAAUCUGCCUGUGUUGCAGGGAGUGAAUAGAAUUUUCAUUGACACCCAUAUCCAGUAAGCCUCUGAGCUACUUAGAUGUCUUUGUAUAUAGUUCUCUUAUCUUUGGUACAAAUAUUUCUGAGAGUCAGGAACAUGAGUCCAGGAAAGCUUCCACCCUUCCCUGUGCUUCUCUGUGAGUCACAUGGCUUUCAUAUCCAGUUGCUUCUGUACUCCUGCUGUUCUUUUCUUGUUUGUUCCUCCAGAACUGCAUACUUAUCAGUAUGUGCUUUGCCGAGUCAACCCUGUCGUUUGGCAGUACUUACCAAGGAGGCAUGGAUUCCACCCGAGACUGAAAAUGCUGCCAGCUUCCAGCCCCUCCUCUCCACUCCUCUAGGUGACCCAGUACAGCCAUGUCACCCUGUCCUUUGCCCCACGCUCAGCUUACACCUGCUCCUCACUUUUUCUCUGCUUUACUUCCAGGUGGCCACGGUGGUCUCAUCUCUUCCAGGUCUCAAGCAUCGUUCUUGGUUUUUCUAGGUUUAUUUCUGGCAAAUGCUAUGUGUUUUGUUUUGAUGCAGGAAGUAACUUCUGUGAGGCUUUGGUUUUACUUUUUGUUCUAUUUCUGAUGCUUGGGCAGCACUUUCUAAGUUGUGCACAAGCACACAGUCUGUAGAUCUUUUAUAUUUUUUUACACAGGGACUCACUUAGCCCUGGUUGGCCUCAAAUUUGAUAUGUAGAUGAGGGUGAUCUUGAACUCCUACUCCUCCUGCGUCCAUCAUCCGAGUACUGGGAUUAUAGGUGCUGGGCACCAUGUCUAGUUUAUGUGGUGCUAGGAAUGGAACCCAGGGUUCUUUGCAUGAUAAGCAAGCACUCUGCCAGAUGAGCUACAUUCCUGACUCUAGUCUGUCAGUCUGUAUGGUGGUAUAACUUCUAGGUUGAAGAAGGCAUUCUAAGCUGCCUCAAGAGCUCAGUACCACAAAGGUUCAGAAUACCUCAGACCUUCUAUUAUGGUUCAUUCUCAUAUGGAGCCUCGAGACCUAAGUCCUUCCUUCUCAAAGUAGUGAGAACAUUGAGAUUAAAUGGGAUGAAGCAAGUGGGAGUGCUUGGGAAGUGAGAUGUCGUGUCAUUACCUUGCUCCUAGCUUCAGUGAGUCAGGCCCUGGUUAGUGCCAAGCCUCAGAGCAGUUGCGCAGCCAGUGGACAAGGGCUUGUCUUUCUUUCAGCAAAGAGGAAGGUAAAUAUAUGUAAGUGUAUUGUUUUCUUUUGUUGGCCCCUGUAUACCUUGUUUUACCGUUGUUAAGGAAUAUCAACCCCAAGGUUCCUGUGGAAGGCACAUGGCUGACCCAUUCUGGUGUAUCCUUAGGAAAUGCAGGGAAACAGGGUUAAUAUGGGUCUUCAUGUUGUGGCAGUGUUAAUCCUGUGUGGUCCGCAGUUUCCAGUCAGCAGGAGCACACUGGUGGUUCAUAGGCAUUCCAGACAGGGUCUACACAAAGCCACAUCACCACAGUGGGGCUAGGGAGAAAAGGGAAAGAAAUGGCUGAUUGUGCCACCACCAGUUUUCUAGAUGUUAGAAGUGCCAUUGUCAAAUGACAAGACCAUGUUGAUUCUGUAAUUUGAAACCCAGAGUCAUCUGUAAAAUGAAAAGUUCAGUGUAGUGGGAAAGUUGCACAUGUUGCCCAGCUGAUGCAGCAGCAGGAGCGAUUGUAGCUGAAGUCACACUUACUUGCAGUGGCCCUGACUGAUCUGUGCAUCAGCUCCCCAGGAGGAUGGUACCUGACCUUUGGAGUCUGACUCAAAGCCUGGUUUCAUUUGGGAACCCUCUGCACCAGCCCCCACCUCCCAGGUCUCAUCUGCAGAAUGUGUUUUAUUUUUUCACCAUAGAUGACAAUCAGGCAGGACAGGUUUAGUGGCCACUCUACUACUCUCUUCUCCUCUCUUAUCAUCAGCAGAUGGGAGUCCCCUUCAUCUUCUCCUCUUCUGUCACUGCAAACAGAAGUAGUAAGGUACUCAAGCGGCAAGCGCAGAUGUUCAGAUGAAAGGAAUACCGUGUGUUCUGUUGUUUUAGAUGAGGCCUUUUGCAUCCAGGGUGCCUCUGAGCCACUGGUGAGAGUUAGUUGAUAAAGUGUCUAUAUAGCUUCUUUGUUUAUAUCACCACUACUCCAGUCAACAAAAUGAGCAAACUUGCCUAAGGUUGCCCAGCUGUUAAAAGGCAGAACCCAGAUUGAGUCCAGGGAUCUGUGACACCAGAAACUGCUGACAGUCAAAGGUGGUGAGAAGUAGCCAAGGUUACAAACCUCUUCUGAACAAAUUGUUGGGAACACAUUCUAGCAGCAUCAGCCCUGGACCAUGUUCAAAAAAUGCAAUCCAGGGACACCUCAACCUGAAAGGGCUGUCAGCUUACACCCUCUUUCCUAGGAUCUGAUUGGAUGGAAUUAUCUCAUAUGCCUAAAUAGUAACUGACUUAGGUCUGGGAGAGAGAUGAACGCUGAGUUCAAAGUUCUCAGGCAUGCGGGAGCUGCCUCUUCUAACCUAGCUGCAUCUUUGCAGGCCACCUUAAUGCAAGCUUGCAUUUUAGGAGAUUGAUGGCUACUUCCGACAUUAAUGAAUCAGACUACAUUCUUCUCCAAGUGCUGGUGUAAAUCUUUUGGGUGUUUCAUUUGAAUCCGAAGCCCUGGGGAGUGCUUGCAUAAUCCAAGGCUGCUGGAGCAUGAGGGAGCUUGAGGGUGGUUGGGUCAGAUCCGUAGUUAGUGGCCACUCCAGGCCUGUGCCCCUGCUGAAGGCCCCCCUUUGUACCCCAUGGUCUGGUGCUGAUGAAGCACAUGUACAAUAGCAAGGCAAUUUUGUGGCACAAAUUAAAGAAAAGACAUUUAGAAGUUUCCUUUCAUGGCCAAGUAGAGACCUUGUUAUUAGUAAUAGAGGCGACCACUCAUGCUCUCUGUAUUCUGUGGGUUCUCCAUCAAACCUUGCCCAGGGGGAUCGUGUCACUGAGUUCCCCAUUAGUCAGCCAGUUCUUUUCUCUAUUCUUCCCUUCACUUACUGUGAAAUUAAGUAUAUAUACAGAAUAUCAACUAUUAUAUGAACUAUGUAAUAAAGAUUGUCAAUUAACAGUCAUGCUGUCACUGUCCAGAACCGGAUCAUUUCCUUAUUAGAUUAGAUUACCUGAAGGAGGGGGGGCACUUCCUAGGCUUUUGCUUCCUCUAUUCCAAGAUUACUGCCUGCUUUUUAUUUUCACUCUGUAGUUUUACCAUUUACACUUGUGUGUCCAGAGAAAUUAACCUAGUAUGUAACAUCUUAAUUAUACAUAUAAUGGCUAUGCCUUAUUUAUUUUUUAAGAUUUUCAUAUAUUGUAUACUGAGUCUGAUUCCUCCCUACUCUCUCCCUCCAGUUAUUUUUCUCCAUUACCUUAGAUGCUUUCAGUUCGGUCCUCAUGUUGCACGUAUGUCUAGGACACUUGAAAUGGUUGUGUUGAGCUUUGCUUCUGCAACAUACAGAUGAGACAGAACAGGGGUUUUUCUUGCCCCUGUUCUAAUCCACUCAUUCUUUGCAGUAGCCAAGUCUACUGGCUGCCGAGUCCAGCCUGACCACUAGGGAAGCAUAGAUGAUUAUGCCCUGAUGUGGAAUCCAGAGAGGAACUGCAGGCCAUGGGGGUGGGUUGACAUGCUGGUCAGUUUUCCAGUGAGAAGGAACUGGUUCUUCUGAGAGAAGUUGGGGAGUUCUUACAAUGCACGUGGGUGUAUGUCAUAUGGGAAGACCAUGAGCAUGUGUGUUGCAUGUGUCUACUAUCAAGCACAAGGCAGCACAUGUACUGUAAGUAACUUAUGGAUGAAAAGAUGUUGUUAGAAUCAUCAGUUUUGGUUCAAAUCUGUGAUGUGUGACUCACAGCAUAAUUGAAGGCCUUCACACCAGCAGGAAUUGUCUUCAGUAGGGAUGGGAAAUGUUUUCAGAGGAUGUGGUUCUGUGAAUCAUGCUUUGUGGAUAUGAUGUGAUGCUUUGCCAGGAAUCAGUGUGUCAGCACUGAACUCAUUUUGAACUUCUUUAUUCACAUGGCUGUAGCUGACUGUCACUAAGGUAUGGCAUAUAUCACUAAGAUAUCACAUCCUUUUUUUCCUUGUCAUAUGGUAUUAGAAUUGAUUGAUUGAUUGAUUGAUUAACGAUACUAUGGAGGAAAAAGGCAACAGUGUGGCCUUAGGAACUCCAGCAGAAAGAAGUGAGGUCAGAAGGGCAGAGAUUCCUACAAAGAGGAGCAUGAGGCACCCUCAAAGGGACAGUUAUAUCUGCCCAUCUCCUUGAAGUUGCCCUAAAGUUUUAGACAGUAGAGCAGGAUGAAAUGGGCUUUCUUUAGAGAAAAAGGAACAGCCAGAGGAUGUGAGUAGAGCUGUAGGGUGAUUCAGUGUGGAGCGAGCUAUUAAGCAUUGUCUUAUAUCUCAUAUACACCUAACAGUCACAGAAGAUUUCUUAAGCUCAUGUGGGGCUUCGUACAUGCCUUUCCCACCAAGUGCAGUAACUGCCUUAUCACAGAGACUCUGAGAAGAUCAUCUGGACUAUGCCUGUCUUAUUCCCUGCAAACUUCAGCCGUCAGGAGGAAGUGGGGGAAUUGUAAAGUGAAAGGUGGGUAAGAAGCAGUCAGGAGUGUGGUCCAGGAAAUGGUACAUGAAGAUUAGGGCAGAGUGACAAUAAGAAAGGAUGUGCUAUGACUGCAUCUGGCCAUUGUGGAUGACUGUGGAGAGCAGUGAGGCCUGAGCCAUGGACAGACAUGGAGCAGACAAGCCUAAGGGGAAGGUGCUGUUCCUUGCACUGUGCAGUGGGGAACAAGACCAAGGCAUACAUGGUCUACUUUCAUGUAUGAAAAGAUUGCUCACAGAAGUUCAGUGCAGAAGAAGGACUCUGGACAAUAGGGUAGGCUGCACUAUCAGUCCAGGUGAGGGUGGGACUCAGUCAGGCUCUCUCUCACCUGGCCCUCACUGCCUGCCUAAACUCUCCUUCCCCUCUGAAUGCUCUGAAGCAUUUACUUAACAUAAUGUUUACAUAUUUCUGAUUACUUAAAAAUGCAUUCAGUUGUAGGAAACACGGCUUAUGAAGAAAAGACUUGAAGUGACUAUAACCCCAGACAGUGAAAGUCACAAAAUAGAGUCAUUGCAUUGUUAACCUUAUUAACCUUUGGGUAUACUGUCUCCCUUUUUGCUCCUGUACCUACAAAAAUCCUGGGGGACUGACUUAUCACCAGAGUGCAGAUGUAGCCAGGAGGGAAUGCUCCUGUGUCACUAGUACAGCCAGCAUUGUCUCUGCUUUCCUUGGGUACUGUCCUAGGUGCUGUCAAGUCAGUACACUCUAGCCAAAGGGGACUCUGCUCUUUAGAGUACAUGUUCUCAAGGGAGAGUCAGACAUAAGCAGAAUGAAUACAAUGCUAAUUGUGUGUCAUAGUACAAGACAGUGAAAGUCACAAAAUAGAGUCAUUGCAUUGUUGCAAAAUAUAAGAGGGUGAUCUCUGAGCUCAUGAUGCAAGACUCUGAAGAAGUGUGUGUAGAGACCCUCCUAGGGUCCAAGGAGGACAUCUGAGUUGCUGUGAUAUUUACUUGCUAUCACACAGGAUGGAAGUCUUGUGGUAGUGGUGCAUACCUUUAAUGCCAGCACUUGGAAAGCUGAGGCAAGUGGAUCUCUGAGUUUGAGGCCAGCCUAGUCUACAAAUAGAGAUCCAGGACAGUCAGAGAAAUGCAGUUUCAACAAACAAACAAACAAGCAAACAAAAAACAAAACAAAACAAAAACCAGAAAAACCCCAACAACAACAGAACAAGAAGGAGGAAGAGCAUAGAGCCAUGGAUUCUGGCAGUGGUGAUGUGGAUACUUGAACAUUUAGCGUUACUGUCAGAGAAAUGGUCUCCCUGACCCCUUAUAAUAACUGUUCUGAUAGUACUUUCUAACUUUCAUACUCCAAGGAGGGAACUAACACAUCAGGGGGUGGGGGAAAAUGUUUAAUGGCUCAUAGGUGACGAUGGCAACCUUUUACCCGACCCAUUGCACUAAGAAGACCUAGGGACACAGAAGGUCAGGUAUGCCCCAGUCCUGCCAUCAGAUCUUGUGUGCCAUUAGUGCUCACUUAGUGCUGGCCAGGGUCCUGCUGAAUGUUUAGCAAAGAGUUUAGGAUUCUUGAUCAGGAUGUACCAUCCCCAUUCUAGUUUCCUCCCUAUUGAGAAAUCGUCUGUGGCCAAUUUGUUUCCUCUUCUGUGCCUACUGCUGCCUUCUCUGCUCCCAUCACAGUCUCUGCUCCCAUCACUGUCUCUGCAGUGCUUCUGUCUUGACAGUUUUGGGCUUGACACUUCUGAUUGGAUAUAGGGAACUGAAGAAACCAGUAGGACUUUAUGGAUUGUUCUGUUCCAAAUCUUUCUAGGACAGGUAAAAAUGUCGUUAUCUUCUUGACAUUUCAGGUUUUUCUGAUGUAGCAAAGAUGUGGUUCUGUUCUAUUUGUGCAAAAGCUGUGAAAACCGUUUUCCUGUUGCUGCUGUUAAUUUUCCAUUCAUUUUCUGACAUUUUCUUCUAUAGCUUGUUGACAUUGAAAAUAACAAUGGUGGUGACAGCUAACAUAUGAACUAACACUUAUCAUGUGUCAUGUGCUGUAUUUAUAGCGUCUUACUCCAUCCUUACAGGAUCUGAUCUUAUGUACAUUUGACAGAUGAGAAAAGUGAGGCACAAAAAAGGUCAAGAGGCUUUCCCAGGCACUUGUGAUCAGAUGGUACUUGUGUCUUCAUUAGCUUAAGAGAUUUUCAUAGGCAUCACACAAUAUGUGUGUGUGUGUGUGUGUGUGUGUGUGUGUGUGUGUGGUGUGUGUGUGUGCGCGUGUGUGUGUUAUUAUGUAUUGUGUUGUUUUAGAGACAGUCUUGCUAUGUAGCCUAGGUUUGCCUCAAGUUCUUGAUCUUCCUGCCUCAGCUUCUUGUUUGCUGCUAUUGAAACUAUAUACCAUCAUGCCUGGCUUCAGAUGUCUUUCAUUCUUAGUGUCUUUUAAACUGCUGUAUUAAUCUAACCCAAUUCUUUUUUCUUGCCCAUGGGUAGUUUUGGUUGUGUAGGGCAAUAUCUACUCUUAAUUCCUUUAGUUGAAUUCAUUGCUGGACUUGAACUUGGUCAAAGGCUUUGGAGUCAGCUCAUUGUGUAUCUAUAUUGGCACUUGCUCUUCCAGAUGUUUCUCCUUGUGGGACUUUAGGCAGAUCAUAUAACUAUCUUUAAAUUCAACUAGCUGUCUGAAUGAGAAAGAAAGAGAGGAAAGAAGGAAGGAACAAAGAGAGGGAGGGAGAGAGGAAGGAAGGGAAAGAGGGACCCAGGGAGGGAGGGAGGGAGGGAAAACAUUUGUAGCCUUGCAAGAUUGUUGUGAGGCUGAGCAAAGAUGUGCAAAGUGUCCCCUUCCAUGUCUUAUGCACAUAUGUUUGUGCAUGCGUAGUGCUGAUGAUAGUCAUGCUCUGCAAGUGCAGAUCUGCAAGUGUGUGCAAGGGUCAUGCUGCUGCAGUAGUAGGGAAUGCAUCCUGAGGUCACCAGAGUGCCACUGCAUUGAUGUAUCUUAGUCUGGAAUCUGUGGGACAGGGUAGCUCAGACACUGAGAAGAGAACCAGAUAUGGGAGAAAGAGCUAUUGAUCUGUGGACUUGGUGAUUACCUAAUGAACGUAGCCCUGCUGUAAUCUUACCUCUAGUUCCCAACACACUAAUAAGCAAGUAAUAACUUAUGUAUGAACAUUUAUAAGAGUUUAUUAGAAAGGUUAUAUAUCUUACAGUGGUUCAUGGUCUUGGGACUGAUAUGUUACUAUUCUUUCACCUCAAACUCUGGACUCAUUUCUUUGUUCUUUUCUCAUCUCCUUGUCUCCUUUGUUCUUUAUAACUGUUCUCUUGCCUUUGCCAUCUGUGUGGUAAGUAGAGACUAUGUAGUGACUGGCUGUAGAUAAAUCUAAGCUCUGAGGCUCCCUUCUGGGCCCUGUGGAGAGGUCCUGCAGUUCAUGUUCUCUUGGUCAGUACACAGUGUUUGUAUAUACCUGAAGCCUGUAAGAACUGGGCCCUCAUCUCUGGCACCAGUACUAACUGUAUUUUCAUUAACCUAAAGAAUAUGAUUCUAGACCAAAGAUGAAUGAAUGCUUACCCGAGCUCCUAUGUGACAAGGUUGAACUUAGUUGAUGGUUAAAUAUACUGACAAUAAUGGGACAUUUGAAAACAACAUCUUCUGUCAGAUCAUCCACAGUCAGAAGUCUGUCAAGUGUUCUCCGGCUGCUGGUCCCCUUGCUAACUCACUUAAAAUGCAGCGCUAUGAAAGUAUUUAGAAUGGCUUACGGUGUACCUCUUCAGUUCCACCCCCAGCACCAUGAAAAGCAGCAAACCUCAAACUCUUUUUCUACUGUUUACAGGAGCAUGUCAUAGGCAAGAGUCACAGUCAGUGUGUACACAGAUGUUGUGAUAUGGUUGCGGUGAUGUGGGGGAAAUACUUUGGAGACUUUGUUGAUGGUGCAAGGACCCUGGUGCAUGGUGAGGGGCAAAUCUCACUCAAUGUGCCUCAGGCUGCAGGCAGGCGUCUCUCAGAAUGGACAGCUAUAGGAAGAGGAGGCCUUCUCUGGGGUGAAAAGGAAAGGAAUGUUCUCUUCGUGGAGAGUUAAAGUUAGCAAAUGUAGGCAAAGUUCACCGUCUGCCUCUGAGGAGCUUGCCUUCACAAUCCUCACAGACACCAGCAUCUGCUGUGCUCAAGUCCUUUUCAUAAGAUGCUCAGGAUACGCAUGUGACCUAGGUACAUCACAAAUACUUGGUCUCCACAGUAAAUUGCCAUAUGUAAAGCAAUAUGUUAUAGUUUAAACAGUUGUUAUAGAGACCUGCCCAUAAUAGAAGAUUUUACAAAACAAACUUUGGUUCCUUGGUUGAAUCCAUAGAAAUGGAAUUUAUAGAUAUAAAGGACUGACAGUAUUACACAUCUGAUUAACGACAAAUGUCACAAGGCCUGUUGCAUUUUGUACUUCUGAAAUUAUAAUCCCAUUUUGUUUUUGUGAUCUCUUUAGAGCCUUGGUAGGUGAGCAGGGCUUACUCUUGCAUUUAAUAGGGGAGCAGAAAUGAUAGGGAGGAGGGAAAAGCCAGACAGGAUGUGGAAGUGUAGGUUUGUAAGCCCAGAAUUGAGGAGGUGGAGAUGUGUGUAUCCUUCCUCUCCAGCCAGCAAAUUCGGCGACAUCCUAGGUAGUAAGAGCCAAAACAAGAUGGUUGCCCCUGACGACAACAGGUGAAGUUGGCUUCUGACCUCCACCCGUAUACCAAAUGAACCCACAUCAAAUUAAUAUGCACACAACCGAGAAAGAGCACUCACUCCAUCUCCCAAAGCAACUGGACUUGUUAUGGCUAACUAGUGAUGGAUCUGAUAUCUGAGCUCAUCUCUCGUCUCUAGUUCACUUAUGGGUUUACUCCAUCUAUCUGUCCACCCUUUUUUGCUUGAUGUAACAAUAAUAAUGUCACUAUUCAGGGCCUACUAAAGUGUGGAGGUGUUUGUGGUUUAAUAAUGCUGCUUCUAAUAACAUAUCUUGCACCAACUAGUCUGCUUGGUACAGGCUAGUAUUACCUUGUCUUUUCCCACAUUUACUAGGAUGCAAAUCCAAGGAGUGCUUAAUUUUCUGUGUUAAUUUCUUAGGCCUGUCUCUUUCAAGGUGUCAGACUUAGGCCAUAGGUUUCAGGCACUAGAGUCAUCUGCUACUGUCACCCUCUGCAUAGGGAGGUCCUUCUCAAAGGUGCAGGUUCAGCUCUUGGUCUCUGAGCCUUUUGGACACACCCACAAAAGGAAGGCAGCACUUGUUUGCUUGGAUUAAGCUCUUCCUGAUAUGAAUCCGUGAACUUAGAGAAUCAUGCCUUCCAAAUUUUACAUUUUUUCAAUUACAUUAUAGAUCAUGAAUAGAUGAUAUCUUCUGAGCAUCGGCCCAUGACCCAGAACUCAUUCCUGACCCCUGUCCCCUUAGCAACUUGCUGAAUUCCAUCUUUGUUUUUACCUUAUUAGUGAAUUUCCUCAGUGAGCUCACCACAGGUGAACUUUCCUUGUCAGGACUGUGAACAGUGCUAAGGCCUUUUCUGAUUGGGCUUCUCAAUCUACUUGACUCUACUAUCUCUCCCACCCUAAGGACAACAGCCUUGGACUCCACAACUCCAGAAGCUUCUAAUUCUACUGACUGAGCUCCCUUUCUGCUGCCCCUUUUCCUGUUCAUUAUUCUGGGCCACUUCUGUAAUGCAUAGCUGCCAGUUCUCUUGCCACAGGCACAUUUAAUCAUAGAGCAUCUGUGGGGCUCUAUGUCCAGAUAUGUGUCUAUACCACAGUUUUUGGCAUGUUUUAUAUUUAUGGCUCUGCCUCUUCUCUGGACCAGGGAUCUAGACUUCCUGGUUUUACUCCUGUAAGACUAGUAUCAUCUUUUCUGUUAUCUGAACUAGACACACUGAUGACCCCUUUACUCACGCCUCUAAUCUCUGUCUUCCUGAACAUCAUCUCAGCCAUUGGGUCGUCUGAAUUCCUGUCUCCUUCUCUCUGACCAGUGGCUUCUGUGCAGGGUAUUUGUUCCCCACUCUAGGCUGGCCCUCAGUGCCUCUGGCCUACAGCACUGCAGCAAAGGAAGAUUGGUUCCUGCUUCACUCUAGUUCCCCCUUCCCCUCUCUCUCCCCCUUCUCUCUAAAGAUUUAUUUGUUUAUUUUUAUGUGAGUACACCAUCGCUCUCUUCAGACACACCAGAAGAGGCAUUGAAUCCCAUUACAGAUGGUUGUGAGCCAUCGUGUGGUUGCUGGGAAUUGAACUCAGGACCCCUGGAAGAGCAGUCAGGGCUCUUAGCCACUGAGCCAUCUCUCCAGCCCCUUCACUCUAGUUUCUUUUAGUCCAUCCUUUAUUUAGUCUCCAGAGCAAUAAUUUGAAAUUUGAGCAAAAACUCUAACAAUUCCAAUAGUUAAAAGCCACAUCAUGUACUAGUACUUUCUUCUCUAAAUAAGCAAAUUUUCUGAAGUUAUUAUGUUUGGCAUGCUAGUAUUUACACAGACAUCAAGAAAAGACACUGAGCUUGUUUACUGUUUACAUGGGCUCAUUCUCCUGCCUGAUACCUAGAGCCUAAUGUUAUUAUUCCCAGAGAUCAUUCAUUAAUAGUUGGUGUGUGUGUGUGUGGUGUGUGUGUGGUGUAUGUGUGUGUGUGUGUGUGUGUGUGUGUGUGCACGCGCACGCAUAUAUGCAUGUACCAUAGUAGACCAGCAGUAUCCUUAGUCUUUCCCAGUCCACCAUGGCUAUUAGUUGAUGCUUAACUCUGGCUCUGGGCUGACUCAUAUCUGGUUUAUAUAAGAAUACCAGACUGAAUCCCUCCCAGAAGAGCUGUGAGGAAGACCAAUGCUCUCAAAAUUGUGACUACUGAAAAACAAAACCAUUUCUGAGUGAUGAACUCUUCCUGGGUCUGAAGCAGCGAAGACUAAGAGACCAUGAGGCUUUGUGCAACUCCUUUCAUUACUUUGUGCCCCAGUUGCCUUAUUAGUAAUAUGGGACCUCUAAUUGCAUCCAUAUCAAAUCGUGAGACAUAGAGAAAUGAAUCCAUGAAAAGCACAGCUACCUGGCUGGCAUAUGGUAGCUCAAACUGUUGGGUGAAACAGCUUAAUUGUGAUGGUAGAUCUCAGAAAGCUGAUUAAACAACUUCAGUGUGGUGAACAGAAGCUAUGACUGGUGGGUUCCUGUCUUUUGUGGGAUUUCUUUUCUUUUGAACCACAGUGAGAACUUUAGACCUUGUUCCAAGUGAACUAUGUGGAUGCCUCAAGUUUAUGUUUCUCCCUAACUCUUGGCUAGAUUCUGGUCUGAAGCUCAGAAUAAAUAACGUCUCUUUGGCGGUCCAGUGUCAUUUGCUAUUUGCGAGUAUCUGGCUUAGGAACCAAGUUUUAUGAUUUAGUUUGCCUAUGUAGCAUUUAAUCUUUGGAAGCUCAUAUGCAUUCAGAGAAUCACAAGCCUGCCUCAUUUAUCAUAGACUCCCCAGGUCAGGGAAGAGUGUCUAACUCACAGUAGGAAGUCAAUAAAUAGAUGCUUCAGAUAUGAAAUCUUAAGCCCUGAAGCACUGGGGUUGAAGCCAGACCUCUUGCAAAGCAGGGCCUUAGCAGUGGUUUGUGUCCCUUCUUGGUACCACAACUCCUGGAGAGUUGCCAGAUUGGCAGUACCGUGCCUUCUCAACCUAGAUUUGGAUUUGUAGAAAGGUCCAAAUGUAGUUCAGUGAAUGUAGUUUAGAACAGAAUACCCUAGCAAGGGAUUUCAUGAAAUGAUAGAAAGGGUUAAGGAGCAGAAUCAAGCCCAGGGAAGGCAAUUGUUAUCUUUCUAGCCCCAGAACUGCUCACCUGGGAGCCUUCUGCUCAGCUUAGUGCUGAGCUCACUGUAUCACAGCAACCUGAUGCCCUAGUCUGUCUGCGAUGGUGUGGCAGAGCCCUCCCACAAGCCUUCCAAUGUCAACAAUUGGGGUUUUGAUAAAACUCUGUAGCUUCGGAAUUGCUCUGUCAUUUGGCCUUCCAUGUGCAGACACCCCUCCACCCCCAGCCCCCACCAAUACCUGCUUGCAAUUUUUUCUUAUUAGAAAUUCUUCCAAGGACUCUGCAUGGAAACUAAAAGGCAUUGAAGUUCUACUGUGGCAAUUUAUCUGCUUUGCCACAUGAAGGAUAGACUUGGCUCCUCGAUCUGGAUUUGGCUUGUAGGACCAUUUCCUACUUUGAUUGGCCUCUCUCUUUUGCACCUGUUGCCCACUUACUGCCCCGCCCCCCCCAAUGUAGGCAGGAUAGCAUUCUCAGUUUCUUUUCUUGAUGUCUGUGUAAGUGUUAGCAUUCCAAAAAUAAUAAACUCAUAAUGCUUGUUUAUUUAGAAAGGAAAGCACUAGAACAUAGGGUGGCUUUUUUUUUUUAACUUUGUAAUAGUCUGUUCUUGAACCGUUUGCUCCCUAUGCAGUUGAUAGAUGAGAAGCCCCUACAAGUGUUGCCUUUGUUUCGGGUCCUUGUGGUCCUGAUGUAGGGUAUUCUCUGGGAAGUUUUGAAGCUCCUGUUUGUCUCUCAUUUGAGAAUGGCCUUCCUGGGGUGUGACAGCUUUCUUGUAGGAGGAUUUGGGCUUGAGACGUUUGUUCAGUAGCAGGGUGCUCGCCUCACAGUGAGAGGCCCAAGGUUGCAGGCUCUGGUACCCAAACCAAUACAGUUGGAAUAGCCUCUGUCUCUGGACUGCAGUGGCAGGCAGAGAGGGGCAGGGACAGAUUCUAGGGGCCAGGUAACAGAAGUGGUUAAGCUGUAAAAGUGGUGACUGUGGUGAGUGUCAGCUUUUUGUGUCUGAAUGGUCAGCAGAUUAUGUAGGAAGAUAUGAAUGUGAAAUUGCUUUGAGUUAUGCCUGUAGCAUGUCCCUGUGGUGAAAACUUGAAGGAAGUUAGAUAUUCCUACCUGGGGAAGUUAGAUAUUCCUACCUGGGGAAAGAGAGAGGAAGGAUCACACUGAACAUUUACAGCCAGCCAUCAACGGUGUAAAAAUGAUCAUGGAAACCAGAGCAGAAAGACAGAACAGGCCCCAAGGCAGUGCCUUAGAGAGAGUCAGCCCUAAAUAUCAGGACUGAAAUGCUGAUCCUGUCAGGUAAUUCAGAGGCCAUCAGCAGAAGCUGGCAAUAGCAGUGCUGCUGUGUCCUCUUGUCCUGGGAGUGACACUAACUGACGGCUGUGGGACAUAGGAUCUGACAAGCCAGUGCUGGCCAAACCACUUGGAACUCUUCUCCCAGGAGACUGUAGAGCCCUAAGUAGGAAGGAGAAGAGUAGAAAGCAUGGACAGGAACGGUUUUGAAGGAAUGGUCAGGUAUGCAGUAUGGAGAAAGAAGACUUAGGCAAAGAGCCUCCUUUGUGUUUACCCAUCCAUCCUUCUUCUCUGCCUUCAUUUGCCUGAGAGGAAGAAGCCAUUGUUAGAGGUUGUGGAAGCUUCAGGUCAGCCUAAGCCCCCUGGUUGGUGCUCCCCACAUUCAGUUAGUGUGCCUCUGCAUAAUUAUGGUGAAAGGAUGAGUUUGUCAGUCACAGAGUCAAGGUUGUCUUACUAGACACAGUGAUGUGUCAGCUUCUGUGUGUGCAAGAGAGUUGGAAACUUGCUAACGGAAACCAUAGGGAGCAUCUUAGCUGCUGGUGUGCCUUCUACCCUUUCAUCCAGAGCAUAGACCAAGAAUGUAGUUAUUAUCCUCAGGUUUCCUGAUGAGGAAAUGGCUCCAAGAUGUUUUGUUCCUUGUCUGAGGUUCCACUGAAGAUGAGUUCCAGCUGUGAGGUUAAGCAUGCUUCCUCUGAGCACCUCCCUGCACCAUUCAGAGUACCACUGAGGCCAUCUUACUGACCCAUGUGCUGCUUCUGUUACUGCUGCACCAGAAAUCUGGUGCUGCUAGAUGGGCCCAAAUGCCAAACAGGGAUUCCUGUCACUGUCUGAGCUACAUAGCACCAUGACACAGAAGGGCACUUUGGUAUGAGAAAGAGCCUGGCAUGUGGCUAGGUACAUAGAUCCAGGUACAUAGCUAUUCCAAGGCUGCUGCUGGUGUUUUUCUAAGGGACCUGUGGGCACCCCUUCCCUACUUCUCAUUGAGUCCUCAGAUGUGAUGUGCAGGAGGCCAGACAAGGCUGUGGACCCAUUUGUAACCCAUUCUGUCAGUGCCACCUCCAGCCCAGGUCAGGCUACAAGUGGCUUUUGCCAAAUAUAGGUCCCCACAUCCUAGUACUGCAUGUGGAUGAUGAUAGGGAAAUGUCACCAAGGAAGUUGUUUAGAUGAAGAAACAAGAGUACAAAGGACUCGGCUGUAACAGGAACCACUUUUAAUGACACCAGCUUAGAAUAGUGAUUGAUUCAUGGACUGGUUUUUGUUUAACAUCUUCAGUGACAGUGGAGGAGAAAAAGAGGGAUCAUGAAGUAAGGACAACAAACUUGUUUAGCUGACACCCUGAGUCCUUGCCCUGGCCACUUGGUGUAGCACAGAGGCAGGAUAUGUUGGUUAGUUUUUAUGUCAACUUGACACAAACUAGAGUCAUUUGGGAAGAGGGAAUCUCAACUGAGAAAAUGUCCCCACCAGAUCUGGCCUGUGGACAAGCCUGUUGAGCAUGUUAUUGACUCAUAACCAAUAUGGGUGAACUCAUCUCACAGAGGGCAGUGUCACCCCUGAGUAGGUGAUCCUGAAUUGUUUUUAAAAAGCAGGCUGAGCAAGCCAUAAGUUCUUUUCUCCUUGAGUUGCUUUUGGUCAAGGUCUUUUAUCACAAUAGGAACUUUAACUAGGACAAGCAAUUCCUCAGUGGCAGGGUCUACUGGGUCUGCUAAUUGAAAGCAUUCUGGUGGCAGAUCUUCACUAGGAGGCACACUGGGGAAGUGACAUGCUUGUUUGCAGAGGCUCACCUUUGCUGUUCCUUGUCCUC